UUCAACACCACCGCUGCUCUCUCUUCUCCUCUCCUGCUUCUGCUACCUUCCAUUCAUUUUAUUUCUAUAACAUCGUUCAUUCAAUUGCAUUUUUACCUUUGUUCGCAAUUGGACCGGGUGAUCCCUUCGACACCCGUUGUCUGCACUUUCUAUUCUGCCAAAGAUCCGCAGUGUUAUGGUUCCGAUUCAUGGUUCCGAGCCAACCGUUGUCGAUCUCUUGACCUCCGUUCUCAACACCACGUAACUAACACCGACUUUGCAGCGCCUGGUCGCCCCACCGAAAGUCACGUCACUGAGUUGAAGGCAUCGGUACCAACGUCGCCUAGACCUAUUGUUAACCACCUCUCUCCCCGCGCAAGGUCCGAGAGGUAACCUAACGAACGAGCGAGAACACAGUAAUCGACCAAUCCAGAUCACCACACUCACUCAAGAAUGGAAACAUAUCAUGGGCAUGUCCGCACCCCAGCGGACGCAAUCAUCCUUUUCGAAGCUUGCCGCAUCGGUCUACUCCCACGAGUCCAGCGUCGCUUGUCAGAGAAGGAGCGCCAACAAAUCAAGUCAGGGUCUGUUUUCGUUUGGGAUGAACGCGAAGCUGGUAUGAGGAGAUGGACAGACGGAAAGUCCUGGAGUGCCAGUCGUGUAUCCGGCAGUUUCUUGACAUAUCGCGAAAUGGAGGGAAAGCGAGGAGGUGGAAGUAAUGGCUAUAUCCCAGAUAAGAAGCGGCCGAGCGGCAAGUCCCCCGACGGUUCAGCCACUGGAGAUUCUGAGGGGGAGGGUCCCGAUGGAUACCGCUACAAGCCCGACGGGCUCAUGAAGCAAUCUUUCAGUAUCACCACAUCGCAGGGACAACACCUCCACCUCAUCAGCUAUUUCUCCCGCUCCAGCCCAGCAGCCAACAACCUCCAACAACCAACGACAGAUCCGCAACUUCGCCAUAUCCGACCGCCCAAGCAGAUGUAUCCAGAAUCCUCCGUCAACGAGACCGCAACCGUACCCCCAAUGACACGUACGCCCAUGCCUGGCUCCCCAUAUCCGCAACCACCACCACAGGCAACAGCUUCUCCCUCACCCUACGCCGCACCUCACCGAUCACCACAUGCCGUCAUGGUGUAUCCGCCGACUCCCCCAUACGGUUAUCAAUUAUAUCCUAGCCCUCUGGCCGUAGGCUACCCCCAGGUCUAUUUCGCGCCUCCUGGCUACCCACAUCAAGGAAUGAAUGGAUUGGCCCCCCAGCAUGCUCCCCAUGCAUAUUUUGCCCAACCACAACCGCAUUUCGUACCCAAUAUCCCCCAACGAAGCCCGCAGCCGCUUGAGCAUCUGCAGCAGUCGGCACAGGCGCCCGCGCCACAACCACCACAACCGCCUAGCCAUCGCGUGCCUUCAGUGAGCGUCACCCUACCCGAACCAGGACCGCAACUUCCCGCAAUCAAUGGCGCGAUCGCGAAGCCAUCCUCCCCUCAACCCUCAGAGAACAAGACCAAGGAGUCGGCUGCCGCAGAAAGCACCGACACAGGUGCUUCUACGAGGAAUGUACCUAGCAUCAACACUCUGUUGAACGAGACCAGCGCGAAUACCCAGAACAACAGCCGUUCCGGAAGUCGUAGCCCCGGUAACAACCAACGUCCACUGCCACCCAUGGCGACUGGAAUGGCAACCCAUUCCAGCGCUACCGCUGUUUCGGAGAACGCGAUCAAUAAGCUCAACUCAACCUUCCGUUGAAAUGUUUACUGGAUUUGCAAAUCCACAGUUCUACAUAUUUUUGCGUAUGACUUUUCCUUUAUCUAUUUUGCAUCAAUUGGCCGUGGUUGGCCCAGGGGUGGCAUUUUGAACUUUAGCGAGCUUCAUGCAUAUCUCAAUGGCGUUUGUAUUUUUCUGUUUCCAUAAUGACAUGGCGACGAUGGGAACUGGUUAUAGCACGACGUAUAAAAAGGGUUGCUCAAGGCGUAUAUAUGGGCAGUUGUACUCGCAACGGACGUCGUUGUCGAGAACUGUAAUUCUGAUAUUAACAAACUCCAUUGUUGAAGUCGAU
This is a messenger RNA of Aaosphaeria arxii CBS 175.79, 2029 nucleotides long. RefSeq lists its product as uncharacterized. NCBI's taxonomy places the organism in Eukaryota, Fungi, Ascomycota, Dothideomycetes, Pleosporales. The coding region runs from base 433 to 1719 and encodes 428 amino acids. The transcript has a single exon. The record is from RefSeq and is a predicted model, not a curated record. Gene Ontology annotation, molecular function: DNA binding.